Haliotis rufescens (red abalone) is the source of this 671-nucleotide messenger RNA. Its product is annotated as transmembrane protein 218-like. The record is from RefSeq and is a predicted model, not a curated record. The transcript is spliced from 3 exons. Lineage: Eukaryota; Metazoa; Mollusca; Gastropoda; Lepetellida; Haliotidae. Bases 105 to 455 code for a protein of 116 amino acids.
UGCCGUUACAACCGAGCACCUGUCGCCGCCAUGUUUGUUCACUAAGGACGCUGUUCUGACAUGAGUUCGAUUUUGGCGGUGUGUUUGGUUUGAUCCUGGUGAAAAUGGCGAGGGUUCUUGGAGUUGGAGAGGGUCUAUUCGUUCUGGCCUUCAUCUGGACAUUAUGUAUUUUACUCUGCCUUGUGUUUUCAAGGGCGCAAACAGCGAUUUCCAACAUGGGACCAGUGAUGAUCUUUAUCGGGGGAUUCCUGACAAUAGUUCUUGUGUUCAUCCCCCGAGAACCACAGACACCCUCAGCGGAGGAUGAAGUGAAGAUAUACGACUACGCCAUCAUCUACAGGUCCGGUCUGAUUGCUGUGUGUGCACUGUUCGUCCUGGUGGGGCUGGGGCUCUACCUGACAUCUCACGCCAUGCAACCCAUCUACGCCAAACCCAUCAGGAGACUCCGAGGAUGAUGCAUAGAUUCCUGCUGGUCCGUUAGUCCUGGACUACUAAAUUGUGCUGAGGACAAGUAAAAAUCCAAUGAUGGCAGCUCAUUGACUAGAAUCAUUUGAGGGCUGUAUUUCUAAACCAGUUCUUGAUGCUUCAAUUUUGCUACAUAUUUGAACUGAUUAAAACUUUCCGAGUCAAGCCUAUAUAUCUAGGAUAUCUAAAACAUUUUUUAAAAUCUU